GGUGCCACACCAAGUUUCACAGAUCCUGGGCGUGAUGGCGGAGAUCAAGACCAACCCGAUGAGGGACCUGAAGGUCGACAAGCUGGUGCUUAACUGCUCCGUCGGAGAGUCGGGUGACAGGCUGACCCGCGCAGCAAAGGUGUUGGAGCAACUCACGGGCCAGUCGCCCGUCUACUCCAAGGCACGCUACACGGUUCGUUCGUUCGGAAUUCGGCGUAACGAGAAGAUCGCGUGCCACGUGACGGUCCGCGGCGAUAAGGCGUUGGAGAUCCUUGAGCGAGGGCUUAAGGUGAAGGAGUACGAGCUCAAGCGUAAGAACUUCUCCAACACCGGCAGCUUUGGCUUUGGUAUCCAGGAACACAUCGACCUCGGACUGAAGUACGACCCAUCCACCGGUAUCUACGGAAUGGACUUUUUCGUAGUGCUCAACCGGCCGGGGUACCGCGUGGCGAAGCGCAAGGCGAAGUGCGCCAAGAUCGGUUAUCAGCACAAGGUUACCAAGACUGACGCCGUCAAGUGGUUCCAGGCGAAGUUCGAGGGUAUCGUGACGGGCUGAGCCAAGUCAAGUUGUCCUACAUCGACAUCUACAUAGCGCUGUAGCUGUUUUUGCGUGAACGGCCGAGCAAGCCACAGGAUCUGUUGAAACGUUGGAAUAAAAAAUAAAACAAACAAAACUGACCGGAGCGCUUAUGGAUGAAUGUUGUCUUACGAUACCUACCACCAGCAUUUCGACCGCGCAUUUUCAAGCGGAACCCUUGCCUCGAAUGUGCGAAUAAGUGUUGAUCUGUUCCAUACCCAUCAAACCUGAAUCAUGGAUACGACCGGUUUGCUCUCGAAACGGUUGAAGCUGAAGUCUGCUCACGAUGCACGACGUUUUGUUUGGCUUACAACUUUCGACAAGUUUCAAAAUCAAAGCACUGAUGAUAGGGUUGGGGACUGGCACGUAGCGCCACUACAAGGAAAAUUGGCUGUGAUACGUAGCCAUUUCACUGGACGUGAUCAGUGCACUGGCCACUCGGCUUCACCGCGUGAUCGCGGCGCAGCCGCGCCACCGGCGCUCCCCCUGGCUGGUGAGGGGGGCCCGUCGGGUCGGAGGCGCGUUUUUUCGCGAUUAGGCUUCACUA
Molecule: messenger RNA, 1124 nt
Organism: Ectocarpus sp. CCAP 1310/34
Lineage: Eukaryota; Phaeophyceae; Ectocarpales; Ectocarpaceae
Source: the annotation of a GenBank genome assembly